Molecule: messenger RNA, 1552 nt
Organism: Ricinus communis (castor bean)
Lineage: Eukaryota; Viridiplantae; Streptophyta; Magnoliopsida; Malpighiales; Euphorbiaceae
Exons: 3
Coding region: 239-1159 (306 amino acids)
Biological process (GO): phospholipid metabolic process; arachidonate secretion
Molecular function (GO): A2-type glycerophospholipase activity
Source: RefSeq, a predicted model, not a curated record
ACAUAAAUCUGUGAAGUGGGGUCGGCGUUAUCCGGACAGACAAGAGAUCGGAGAAGAGAAGAGAGACCUAAAAGAUUUAAAGUCCGGCUCCCCUCUCUCCGCCACCACAGGAGAAAGAAAACGUUUCGCUCGAAACGUUUCUCUCCGAAACUUACCCAUUUCAAGUUAUUACUCUACACGCACAUCACUCUUCUUGUAGAAUCGUAUUCGGUUUCUGGGUCACAUACCAUGGUGUGAUAUGCAUUCAGACAAGGAUUUGGCAACAAACCUCAAAUCCUCUAAUGUUGUUUUAUCUAUGGGUGCUACUACUACUACUACCACCAUAGAAAAACCAAUGCAAGUGUCUCAUUCUGAUUUCAAGUUGUGGGGAUGGUCCCUCCUUUCUUUUGUACCUUGGGGUACCAGCACUAAGGAUAAUGUUCAAUCAACGACUAUCAUAAGUGAAGGAUUAAAAAUUACAGACAAUGAUUUGGGAACAAGCCUCAAACCCACAACUCCUUUUUUAUCUGGGAUUUCUACUACUACCAUUGAAAAACCAAGGCAAAAUUUUCAAUUUGAUAUUAAGCUUCUGGCAUGGUCCCUCCUUUCAUUGGUACCUUGGGCUAUCAAUGCUAGAGAUAGUAUUCGGACACCGACCACCAUAAACAAAGGGCUGAAACGGCGUGCCCAAUCUCGUCAUGUUGUUCAAAAUAGUGGUAGUGGUGGUACUUCGUUGCGCUUUAGACCAUAUGUCUCUAAGGUUCCAUGGCAUACUGGUCCAAGAGGCUUUCUGUCUCAGCUAUUUCCACGCUAUGGCCAUUAUUGUGGGCCCAAUUGGUCGAGUGGAAAAGAUAGGGGUUCUCUUCUUUGGGAUAAGAGGCCAAUAGAUUGGCUGGAUUAUUGCUGCUAUUGCCAUGAUAUUGGUUAUGACACUCAUGACCAAGCCAAGCUGUUGAAGUCAGAUUUAGAAUUUCUGGAGUGUUUGGAGAGACCGAAUAUGAUUACUAAAGGAGAUAACAAUGUCGCUCGUGUUUAUAAGACAAUGUGCAUCACAGGACUCAGGAAUUUCCUGAUACCAUACAGAACACAGCUUGUGAACUUACAGUUUGGACGAUCCAUGCUUAAUUUUGGAUGGCUGAGCAAUGUGAAAUGGCGAUGUUGGAAAUGGCAGAAAUCAUGAACAUGACGAGAAGAUCUGAGAAGUUUCCAGCGACAACAUCAUUGGUGAAUAGAUUAUCCUAAGGCGGACUUGGUUUGGAGCACUUGGAUUUCAGCUAAAUACCUGUACUAUUGAAGUUUCCUGUGCUAUUGAAGGUAUAGAGGGAGUUUGUCUGUUGGAAAGUUGAGGUUCUAAAUCUCAUCUCCUGAUCUCAGAGAUGCAUAUAAUGUAAAUAACUUUGUUUGCGCACCAUUGCCAUGUUUUGUUUGUCAAAUGUUGGCAACACUGUGUAUUCUAUCAUGUUGCUAGGCAUAUGUAGAACCUGUAUAUUUUAGACAAAUAUUGAAUAGGUGUUCUCUUUGAGCAUAACCAUAUCUAUCACAUUUUAUUGGUAGCUGGAAUUUUCAUUUUUCA